AUGUGGGAUACGGGAAUUAUGUUGGCAUCAAUGCCUCCCAACUGUUCGGUCUUACUCACGGACCUCCCUGAGGUUGAGGAUAUAAUAACACGCAAUAUUAAUGCUGCCCAACUCGCAACCAUGUCCGGUGUACACUAUCAAAACCUCGACUGGGACGAUCCACUGGAUGAUCUCUGCCCCCGGCCCAUUGAGCUCAUUCUUGUCUCUGAGAGUACCUACAAUGCAGACAGCUUGCCAGCGCUAGUCUCACCCUCGACCGAUUGGUUCGGACAUCCCCGGAGGCAAUCAUUUUGGUCGCUCUAA
This is a messenger RNA of Penicillium egyptiacum, 303 nucleotides long. The record is from the annotation of a GenBank genome assembly. Lineage: Eukaryota; Fungi; Ascomycota; Eurotiomycetes; Eurotiales; Aspergillaceae.